Molecule: messenger RNA, 3012 nt
Organism: Purpureocillium lilacinum
Lineage: Eukaryota; Fungi; Ascomycota; Sordariomycetes; Hypocreales; Ophiocordycipitaceae
Source: RefSeq, a predicted model, not a curated record
AUGAGCUUUUUCGUGGCGAAGACGGAGCAGCUGGCCUCCGAGGUCCGCCUGGCUGCCGCGAUUUCCGAAUUCGAGGCGAGCUUGGAUCCCGAGCGAAAAGCCGCGCUCCGCAACCACCGGUCGAAGUACUGCGAGUCGCUCCCGAGCAUUCAGGAUGUCAUGCAAAUCACGGCCGAGUUCAACCAGAUAUCGAAUUCCCAGAAACCUGGCUCUCGAUGUUGGGGAACUCGGUUGACCAACUUCCUCGAGGCGGUUCAGCAAUAUGCCGCGGUCGGAGAUGUUAUAGUCGGAGGAUCUCAGAACAUCAUCGCUUGCGGUGUAUGGUCACUAGUGCGAUUGACACUUAUUUCCGUUGUGGCUACGUCGUCUCGGAUCGGUGAAGUGACAGCCUUCUUUAUGCAAGUCGGUUUGUCUGCGCCGCGCUAUGACCGCCUUGCUCUGCUCUUCCCACAGUCGAAACGGCUAGUAUCCUGUAUGUCGGAGUACUACAUCGUAGUAGUCCGGUUUUGUCACCAGCUAGCAAUGAUGCAGAAAAAGUCGGCCAUACAGCAGCUUGUAUCGUUCACGGACGACCUCAGCCUCAAAGCCAUUCGAAAGGACCUGGACACCUGGGCUGCUUCAAUAAAGGAAGAGAUCGAAACGUUAAAGACGGAAGAGCAGACAUCCCACCUCAGGCAGCUUAUGAGAUCGUCAGAUUCGGAAUCACAUCGCCGGAAGCUGAAGACGAACCUCCGCGUCCUCAGUAUGUGCUCGAGUUACGAUUACAAAGCCUCAUGGAAGAAACUGCGGAAGGUUGGCGCGAGCACAUUGUUUCGACAGUCGCCGCAGUACUUUGACUGGCUGCAACAGAAAGGCCCUCCCACGCUCCUUUGCAGGGGACGCCUUGGGUCUGGCAAAUCCGUUUGUCUCGCCAGCAUAGUUGAUGAUCUUAACCUUGUUCAGCGUGACGACGGAAUCCCAGUGGCCUUUUUUUUCUGCCGUCACGACAUCAACGAGAGCUUGCAAAUGCACACAGUCAUUGCAUCGCUGGCGUAUCAGCUAUUGCGCGGAUUCUCCGACCUGAGCAGCUGCCUGGAAAUCGUCGACAGUACGGCCCAGGGCUUGGAGUUGUCCGACAUCAUGAAAAUGCUCCUGCAUGCUAAACCGCGCGACUUCGUGGCACGCUUCGUCUUGGACGGCCUGGACGAAUGCGACGAGCCCAAGAGGCGCGACAUACUGGAUCUGCUAUCCUUUCUUCAAAGCAAGUUCACACUGCUCGUUUGCGUUUCAUUACGGGAAGGGUCAGAAAACCUCUCUUUGAAAGGCUCCAACAUUUUCAACAACAGCAGCGUUUUCGUGAUUCCCGAGACGAACCCGGACAUCUGCUCCUUUAUUGAGUCAGAACUCGCGAGGCGCCUAGAGUGUAGAUUGCUGACCAUCGGGAGGCCCGAAUUGAUUCUCGAAAUACAGAGUGUGCUCUCUACCAAAGCCAAAGGAAUGUUCCUUUGGGUGGCCCUUCAAAUCGACUCUCUGUGCGCCGCCAGAACAGAUGAAGCGAUCCGCCAAGCCCUGGCCGACUUGCCCGGCGACUUGCCCGAAACUUACUUGCGAAUCCUCAACAAGUCUGCAUCCGCCGCCCCCGAGUACCAGAAGCUGAUUCUUGAACUCAUUUUGGCCGCUCGAAGACCAAUGACAGGCGAUGAAUUUCGCGAAGCAUUGAGUGUCAAGCCGGGCGACGCGACGUGGCAUCUGGAGCAUGUCAUCAACGAUGUGAACUCGGUCCUUGCCUGCUGUGGGAGUCUAGUAUCUGUCGACGAGGAGACGUCAACGGUGGAGCUGAUACAUGGUAGCGUCAAACAGUUCCUCAACGGCGACUUCGCUAAAUGGGACGACCGAUACGUUAAGCUGGGCCCGGAUGCGGAAACAACAAUGGCGGACAUCGUCAUCACCUACCUCAACUACGGCGUUUUCGAAUCUCAGAUAUCUACAGCUGUGGUCCCGACCGUAGAAUCUGCAGAGAUGCCAUCCAAGAUCAUCCGGUCCAUAGAUUCCGCAGUGAUGGUUCGAAACGUUGCACUGCGGCUCCUCAGGAACAAGAAUCGACCGAAGCCGAGCUAUGACAUGGGUAAAAUGCUGCACGACCUCAAAGGAGAAGUUGCUCAUGAGAACCCGUUCAGUUUCUACGAUUACGCCAAGACAUUCUGGGCGCGACACAUCUGGAGAACCUCACUCGGGAACGAUGCAGUACAGUCGCUCCAAGUCAAACUGCUGAGGCGAGAAGUCGCGUCAAUGAAAACAGGGGACGAGCGGGUCCAAAAGUUGUUUCUGCUCGCGGCCAGCAGAGACUAUCACAUGGAUGAUAUCUUCCAGGCCCUCAUCGACAUCGGAGCCCAGACUGAAGCUACAACUGCAGACGGCCACACGCCACUCACUUUGGCCGCUGCUCGAGGCAGCAUGGGGACUCUCAAAAGACUCCUCGAAAUGGGCGUCGACGUUGAUACAAAGAGCGAGGCGGGCCUUACGGCACUAUCAUGGGCAUCAAAGAACGGUUUCUUUCUCGCUGUUGAGCUUCUACUCCAGCACCAUGCAAAAGUAGACACGGCAUGCAGGCUCGGACGGGAGCCGUUGGCGUGGGCUGCGAGUAACCAAGCCGAUCCACAGGUCAUCCCCGGACGAGGAGGAGAACAUGCAAAGGUCAUCAGGCUCCUGAUAGACAGUGGAGCAGAAGUCGACGCAAAGUGCACCGUGGGAAACACAGCGCUGAAUCUGGCUGCGCUCCAGGGGGACGCAUCGGUCGCUCGCGUGUUGGUCGAGAAGGGUGCAGAUUGGACAUCUACGAACCGCGCUGGCAUGUCGGCCCUCCUCAACACAGUCACCCGGAGAAACGUGGGUGUUUUGCGCGUGUUCAUUGAAAGGGCUGAACCCGCGUUCUUUGACAUAUGGGGUCAGCGGCUACUCCUCAGCGCAUCUGAGAAUGGCUGGAGGGAGGCUGCCGACAUGCUGGUCAAUGCAGGCAUCCAAGUCAAGACCUAG